AUGUCGGUGAUCAUGCAACAUCUGCCCCAGAUGAAUCUUGUCAACCUGUCCACGGCAAUCCACCGCGUGGCCAAAAUCGCAGGGUCAGAUCCAUGGCAACAGGCGCAGCUGCGGAAAAAUCCUUCUUUGAACACGCUGCUCAACAGCGUCUGUACAGCGUUGAAUGUCGUGGAAGCCACAGAAGUGCAGCCGCAGUCUGUGAGCAAUGUGGUCUGGUCUUUGGCCACCCUGCGGAUUGUUCAUAGGCCUCUUCUGCAGGUAAUAUCCCUGGUAUGUAUAUCCAACAUGGCCCAAUUCAAAAGCUUCGAGCUCUCAACCACGCUGUGGGCCCUAGCGAAGCUUGGCUCUAUGGAGGAUGCAGCACCUGUGGACAAGGCCGUUUUCUAUGCUGCCGCGACGCACAUACACAACAACGUCAAAGAGUUUGGAUUUCGCUGUUUGGCCACAACAGCAUGGGCUUUUGCCACGUCAAGGCAGCGACAUGCGCGCCUUUUCCGCAGCAUGGCUGCAGCCAUGCUACCAGCCGCUGCUGGAGCCAACUGCCAGGAAAUGGCCAACACGGCCUGGGCCUUCGGCACAGCGGAUUUUCAUGAUGAUGCUCUGUUCAACGAGUUGGCAGAGCAGGCCCUUCACCGACUCGAAGAGUUCAAGCCACAGGAGAUCUCGAACAUGCUGUGGGGCUUUGCAACCAACAGCUUCUUCCACGAGGCUUUCUAUGCCAGAGCUGCCGUGGUCGCUCAGCGAAUGGAGUUGCAGUCGCAGCAUUUGGCGAACAUCCUCUGGGCCUUUGCACGCGUGAGGCCAAAGCAUGCACUCACGCAGCAGACGGUGUUGUCCUUGCUACCGCUUUGCACGAAGCAGCUCCAAAGCUUCAAGCCGCAGGAAGUGUCUUCGACUCUCCUGGCUAGUGCCAAGGCUGUCGGGAACUCAGACGAACUGGCACCGGCUCCGGCCACCCUCGAGAGCUUCAGUCCAGAGGUCUUGGACUUUUUCCAUGCCUGUUUGCCCUGGGUGGUCGCACGGAUGCGGGAGUUUUCCGAGCAGUCCCUGGCCAACUCGGUCAGUGCCUACGCGAUGGUUCCGGUGCAGGGAUCCGAUACUCUGGUGGAGUGCGCUGGCAAAGAAGUCCUCGGGCGCCUUCAGGAGCUGGAUGUGAACGCCCUCGUGCAUCUGCUGAAGGGGUUCAUGAUGGUGCCAACCAACAACCCGAUGCAAGUCAUCAAGGUGCUUGCAGAAGGUAUUGCUGCCCAGCUCGAUCGGGUCCGAACACAGGAGAUGCAGAGCUUGGGCCGCCUGUUGAACAGAGGCCCCCUGUGUCGUCACGCUCUUUUAGGCUUUGGGCUACAUCGCCGGACUUCAGGCCGAAACCUAGGUUUGUUGCUACCUAUAAUUAUAAUCAGCCGAAUCCAGAGAAGCCUCGUCAAGCCUUGUGUGCGGUCAUUCUAG
Molecule: messenger RNA, 1446 nt
Organism: Symbiodinium sp. CCMP2456
Lineage: Eukaryota; Dinophyceae; Suessiales; Symbiodiniaceae
Source: the annotation of a GenBank genome assembly